This is a messenger RNA of Mytilus trossulus (common blue mussel), 3202 nucleotides long. RefSeq lists its product as uncharacterized. The transcript is spliced from 2 exons. Bases 1 to 3090 code for a protein of 1029 amino acids. The record is from RefSeq and is a predicted model, not a curated record. Gene Ontology annotation, molecular function: ATP hydrolysis activity; DNA helicase activity. Gene Ontology annotation, biological process: DNA repair; telomere maintenance. NCBI's taxonomy places the organism in Eukaryota, Metazoa, Mollusca, Bivalvia, Mytilida, Mytilidae.
AUGAAUGUUAAACAGCUAAUAGCAUUAAAUGAGGUAAAAAAUGGUCAUAACCUUUUGGUUUUGGGGCAAAGUGGAACGGGGAAGAGCCAUUUGGUCUGUACUAUAGAACAAGAACUAAAAAAAGGGGGGAAAACGGUCGCAGUCACAGGAACAACAGGAGUGGCUUCCUUAAAUAUAGGUGGGAUUACUGUCCAUUCCUGGUCUGGUAUAGCAGAUGGUCAUUAUUCUAACGACAAAUUAUUACAAAAGUUGAAUAUUGAUGAACAUUUUCAAAAAUACAAAUUGAACAUCAAGCAAACAGAUGUUUUGAUUCUUGAUGAAAUAUCAAUGCUUUCUGCAAAAUUGUUUAAUCAGAUUGAAUUUAUAUGUAGAAAUAUCAGAGAUAGUGAUCUUUAUUUUGGAGGUAUACAAAUAAUUGGGUCAGGAGAUUUUUUUCAGCUCCCCCCAGUUCCAGAUUUACUUAACAGAGACCCUGGAGAAUUCUGUUUUAAGUCUGAAAUUUUUAAAAAUGUAUUUAGACAUAAAGUAGUGCUCGAUAAAGUAAUGCGUCAAGAUGAACCUGAUUUUGUGAAGGCCAUACAUGAUAUUUCAAGAGGAGAGCUACCAACUGAUACGCAUAAUUUGUUAAAACGUCUCCAAAGGCCACUCCCUCCUGGCAAUGACCCCAUCAGACUCUUUGCAAGAAAUUUUGACAGAGAAGUGUAUAAUGCGUCGCGCCUUCUUGAUCUAGAAGGAGAUUUAAAAUCAUUUCAUUCUCUUGAUGAAGGAGACCCAACUAAAUUAAGGAAAAUGUCUGUUGGUCAAUCUUUACAUAUAAAAAUAAACUGUCCAGUAAUGUUGGUGAAAAAUUUAAGUAAAAAUCUUGUCAAUGGGUUACAAGGAACUGUGCAGGAAAUAAAUACUGACAAUAACACUGUCACUGUUAACUUUAAUGGUUUGAUAACUGACAUAAAAAGAGAAAUGUUCACAGUUUAUAGUUCAAUUGAUAACAAAGUUGUAGCUAGUAGACUACAAAUACCAUUAGUCUUGUCAUAUGGUGCGACUAUUCAUAAGGCACAAGGGCUUACUUUGGAUAGAGUUGAGGUUGAUUCUUCAAAUAUUUUUAAAGCAGGACAACUGGGUGUGGCAGUUGGUAGGGUAAGAAAAAAGAAAGGACUGAGAUUGAUUGAUUUUCAUACUAAAAAUGUAAUAAAACCUGAGAAAUCCCUAUUUGAAUUUUAUGAACUGAAUUCUGUUCCAUUUCUUAGUGAUUUGGAAUGCUGCAAUAUUUCAUAUUCCUUAGCAACAGAAUUUAAUUUAGAGUUUGAAGAAAAUGUUUUAUCUGAAUCAGAAUUAUCAGAAUUCACUUAUGAAGAAAUUGAUGAAAUUGAGAAAAUGGUACAUGUUAAUAAAAAUAAGGGUGAUAGUGUUGCAUCUGAAGAUGAGAUACACAAUGUACAAGUGAAUUUAAAUGACUGUCCAAUAAGUUUAGAUGACAUACGGUCAUGUUUACCUGAUAUGCUGGUGACUGAUGAACAGGUUUUUAUAAAUGAGCGAUUGAAUUUACUGCUAGAAACGCAUAAAUUACAACUAAAUUUAUAUCUGACGACAAUUUUUGAAAAUAUUUCAGAUAUACAUGAACAGGUUUUUGGAAGUGAAUCUACUGAAAAAAAGACAGAUUCAAAAUCAUGGACAAACUAUUUCAGCAAACUCUAUAAGUUUUCACAUUCUAAUGAAUAUAUUUCUCUCAUUGAAAAUUGUUGCAAUAGGAAGGCAGAAUCUGAUGACUUCACAGUUUUUAGUAGAAUUUUUGACUUUGUUUCACAUUUUAUUAUAGAAAAUAAAACUAGUAACAUUAAGGAUUCAACUGAAUCCUCACCUCAACAAAGUGCAUACUCAAAUGAUGAUGCAGGCUUGGGCAAACUUAGGUAUAUUGCUGGAAGAUGUAUUGCAAAAUCCAAGUAUCAUUACAUGACAAUAGGAAAAAAUAACAUGUAUAAGAAAAACAAACAGUCCUGUGUGACUGAUUGCUUCCUUAAAGUAAAAAUAUUGGAUUAUAUGACAACAACAUAUGCUGAUUUAUUGGAGAGUAGUUCAUACAAAGAAAGCCUUGAAGAAACCAAAAGAAAACAAAAUUUAACACAAGGAUUAACUGACAUAAAAGAUGAUGUAUUAGACUUUUUUGUUGAUAUUGAUAGAAACCGAAUAAAUUAUCAGAAUGAAAAAAUGUUUCAUAAACAUGGCUCUAAUAUAUUUAAUUUUGUUCAUGAGAAAUUAUUAAGCAGCAAGACACUUUUUAGUAAUUUUCAGAAAUUAUUACAGAAUUUUGAUCUCACAGCUACCUUUGUAAGAGUGGAUGAGGACUUAGCAAUGGCUUGUUUGAAAGCGCUAUAUUCAGACUUAAUUUUGAGAUUUUGUCGAGUAUCUGACAACCAAUUUCGAAAAGACUUAAUUAAAAGUUUUGGAAUGCAAAAAUCUGAAACUCUUAGAAAAAGGGUUGUUGAAACAGCAAAAAGAGACAACACCAGUAAACAAAUUUCAAUGUCAUACAUUUUGAAUGAUAAAUCUGAAAAUAAAAUAAGUUCACACCUAAAACUGCAAUCCUGCAUUUGUGAUUCUGGUACAUUAGUUUUAAAAUGUUUUACAAAAAAGCAAUUAAUGUGUCUAGGAAAAGCAUAUGACAUAAACAUGUCUAUAAAAGAUACCAAACAAGGUAUGUGUGAUAAUUUACUAGCCACUGUGCCUAAUUUUAUUAGUAUUCCAAAUGUGCGUCAACUAACAAAUUCUGAAGACAAUGAACAAGCUGUUGAAAACCUUGAACAUGUACCAGUUGUUGAAGACCUUAAACAAUCUGCGUCAAAAAAAGGAAGUAAGAGAAAAAGAAAACCAUUCACUCCUAAAAGCAGGAUAACAAGAAAGAAAAAUUUGGAAAAAAUUCAAAAAGAUGAAAUUGUUUGCUCAAUAUGUAGUUGCAAGUUUAACACUGUUGAUGAAAGGAUACAAUGUGACAUAUGUGACAACUGGUAUCACAAAGAAUGUCAGAAUAUAUCAGCUGAUCAAUUAAUAGAUAAAACAGAAGAUGAUUGGUAUUGCAUGAAGUGCUGUGAAUAGAUGACCAAACAUUUCUGCCGCUGAUCAGUGAAAAACUCCACCAAUGUACUAGAGUGUUCAAGAAAUUGGAUAACUGCACUUAAUGCCUGCUGACCAGCUUCACCACUGAGAG